Brassica rapa (field mustard) is the source of this 6060-nucleotide messenger RNA. RefSeq lists its product as uncharacterized. The record is from RefSeq and is a predicted model, not a curated record. Lineage: Eukaryota; Viridiplantae; Streptophyta; Magnoliopsida; Brassicales; Brassicaceae.
UUUAAGCUCCAAAAUGCUCCAAAGUCAUAGCACCUGAACUUGAAAACAUACCUAUAUACCAUGGAUGAAAACGGGUUAAAUCCAAGGUAUAUCAGGUGGUUAGCCUUAGAUCGUGGGUAUAUCAAGAGCCAUUCCGCAUGUCUUGACGAUCCUUUCAAUCCAUAUCAGUUCCAGACGUGCCGUUUGCCUUCUCGGAUCAUAUCCAACACCCAGCAAAAGUGAUCCUUCCCGAUCUAGGGCGUAUAAGGUCCGGCGGGAAAAUGCAUUUUCCGGGUCCGGCGGGAAAAUGCGUUUUAGGGGUUCGGCGGGAAAAUGCGUUUUAGGGUUUCAGCUGGAAAAUGUGCUUUUCCGAUUUCGGCGGAAAAAAUGUGUUUUCCGGUUUUGUUGGAAAAAUGAUUUUUCCGGUUUUGGCGGAAAAAUAUGUUUUCCGGUUUCGGUGGGUAAAUGCAUUUUUCCGGUUUCGGCGAGAAAAUGUAUUUUUUCGGUUUUCGCGGGAAAAUUGCUUUUCCAGUUUUGACGAGAAAAUGCUUUUUACGGUUUUGGCCGGAAAAUGCUUUUUAGGAGGGGGGGGGGGGUUUGGCGGGAAUAUCCGUUUUUGGGUUUUAGCGGGAAAAUGCAUUAUUUUGGUUUUUGCGAGAAAAUGCGUUUUUCCGGUUUAAGCCUAAAAGUGUGGUUUUACUGGUUUGACCGAAAAGUGUGUUUUUAUGGAAAUAUGUGUUUUAUGUUUUUUUUGAGAAAAAACACAUUUUGCAGUUUCGACGGGAAAGUGUGUUUUUCAAUUUUUGCGGGAAAUGUAGUUUUCUGUUCUGGCGGAAAAAUGUAUAUGCAAAAAAAAUAGAAUUUACGGUUGAAAAUAAUAUUUUUAUUUUAAAAAGUCAUUUUUGUCAUUUAUCAUUUUGGACUGAACUAGAUGCAUCUGCAUCGAGAUGCACCGUCAAGACUCACCUUCAUUAUAUAAGUAUUCAAGUUCAUCACAUAAAUCAUUGAUUAUUUAUUUAUUUAUUUAUUCAUUUCCUUUUUAAUUCAUUGGUACUUUAUUUUCUUUUAAGCAUAUUUGUGUAGAUAAUAAGAAAAGUAAAUUCAUUCUGAAUUUUAUUUUCUCAGUUUUGCUAGACAGAAGAAAAAUCUAAAAUUGAUUGUUUCUAUUUCAAAUGUACAUACUUAUUUUUAAAAAUUCUCAAAUAAAUCGUAUCAUCUAAACUAAUUAAAUUUUUUAAACCAGAGAUUAUUGUUUCAAAACAUUAUUUUUUUUAAUUUUUAAAGCAUUUAGUGAAUGUUUUAUUUUUAUUAGAUUGUCAUUUAUAUUUUAUUUUUAUAUUAUUUCAUUAUAAAUAUUAUUAAUCUGUUAUUUAAUUUGAAUUUUGUUUAUAAUUUUUUUAUUAAACAAAAUAGUAUUACCAUAGAUUUUUACCUUUUACUUGAAUACAUGAGAACAUGAAGAUACUGAUUAAGAUGCCGUGAUUCUUGUUAUCUAUUACGUAUCCUAGUUUUAAUUUAAACUAAGAUACUACUCCACAUUAAAACACAGAAUAUAUCUUUAAGUUUACAAAGUCGACAAAGUAUUAUUGCAAAUGCUAGGAUUUGUAUGUUGAUAAUGAGGGUUUUGGUUACACAUUUAGUUUUGAUAAAUAUCUGUUAUGUUAAUAAUUUGAGUUUAGUAUAAUACUUUUUUUUAUUGUGACAAGUUAUGUUCACUAACAAUUUGUUAUGCAGAAUAAACCAACAUAUUUUAUUUCAUUCUUCUUAGAAACGCUUUUGGAUAUCUAUAGAAAAAUAAAAUGUAAACCAUAUAUAUAGGGUAUAAUAGCUAAAACAAUAACAUUUUGUUUAUUUUUUAAAAAAUUUAGAAUUUCAAAAAGUAGAUUUGGGAGAAUAUAAUUCAUUUUUCAUUUUUUAUUUAAUAUAUUUGAAUUUUGAUUGAUUAAGAUAAAAUACAUAAUAGGACAUAUUAAUAAUGUAGAACUGGUUCAACAUAGACUCUUGUAUAGUAGAUAAAAAUAUGACUAUAAAUUAUGGAAUGGACAUUCUAUAUAAUCAUGUUUAAAAUAUAUAUUAUGUUCUACAGUUUCGAUUCAAAUAAGCAUUCAUUCACCGAAGCAUUCAUUCACCGAAGCAUUCAUUCACCGAAUCUAUCUUUACAAAUGUCAAAUAUAGUAACAUAACCGAGAUUUCUAUUUUUAAUAAAAUAUGCUGAAACACAAUUUCAUUUUGAAAUUUUUACAUUCUAAAACACUUUUUGUCUCUCAUAUUACACAAUCAGACACAAUAUCCAUGUGACACAUUUUAUCUGGCUGCAAUAUCACAUAUAUCCUCUAAACUAACCCAACCACAGUUUGCCUUUAACCAACCGUGGGUAACAACAAUUUAAAAAAAAAAUACCAAAAGACAAAACCGUAGAUUUAAAUUUCCCCAAAUCAGAAAACCUAAUUUCUCUCAUCAUCUUGGUUUCUUCCUCUCCGCCUCAUACUCUCCGUCUCGAAUUGUAAGCCGUCAACACUCCCUCUCUUCGAAUCCGCCGUGAACCAUGAGGAAACCAAAGUCAAAGAAAAAGGUCCAUGUAGAGGACGAGGAAACGCCACCACAAUACAAAGUCGGAGGUCCAUCUUCACCGGACCUCCGUCUACCUCGAAGACUUUUCGCGAUGGACCGGUUCCCCACCAGGCGUCUUAACAUCUAUUCCUCCCCGGAUCUUCUCCCUUUUAUUCGCAACGUCCUUCGCGACACGCCGGAGUUUGAAACCAUCCGUAGGUCCUGUUUCGGGAACCUCUUCGACCUCCCUGCUCGUCAAUGCCCUGUGUCGUGUAAGCUGAUCCACCCGUUUCUCACUCGUCAGCUAGUAUGUCUUCCCAAGAACACGCUUUGGUCUGCCUUUGGUGGUUAUCCUUUCCGAUAUGGUCUUGAGGAAUUUGGCACUGUCACGGGCCUCCCGUGUGGUUCAUACCCUGAAAGAUACAAGCCCAACACCGGUAAAGCUAUUGUCGCCGGCAAAGAUAGAGUAUGGAAGAGACUUUUUGGAAAGAAAAAAGUUGUGACGAUUGCUGAUCUUUGUCGGAUGCUUGAGACCGACAAAGAUAUGGAUGGGUGGAAAAAGAUAUGGAUUGCUCUCAUUAUCAUUGUCGACGGUGUUCUCAUCGCUCACAAACAAGAAGCACGCCCGACUCCUCGUUAUGUUAGGAUGGUUGAAAACCUCAAAACAGAGUCUUUCCUCAAGACCAUCUCAUGCAUGAAACCACUGAACUUUGUCCCCAAGAAAUGUGAAGAUCCUGUUGCUACACUUGUCAAGACGCUCAAGCAGCGCAGUUUCAGAUUACAAGGCUUCCCACUUUCACUUCAGCUGGUAGCAUUUCGUGCCAUCCCCCAGCUUCUGGAUUAUAUACCGGCUCCAUUAAACAACCUCACCGUGAUGGACUUGGAAGAUGGCACUCUACCACAGCACAAGUCAAUCAAUGCCAUCCACAUCCGACGCGUCGAAUUUGACCCCAAUCUGGUAGUCACUCCUAUUAUACCCAUCGAAAAUCAGCCACAACCAGGAUGGGGACCGUUUCCAGACGAUGCCAAGGACGACAGUGUUAUCUAUUUGGAACAAUUUAUAGGUGAUCAACAUUCCUUCAACAAACAUAUGUGGCAUGGCGGGGUUAUAUCUGAGCCUAUCAUCAAUAAGCCAAAGAUCCGGGUCAAGAAGAAGUCUGCUACUAUUAAGCAAUCUUUACAAACAAGACAGCCGUCUGCAAGGAAGCAAAGGCGUAUAAGUUCCUACUUUACAUGUUCAACCACCCAAAGCUUCACCAACGUUCAACUUACGGAGAUGGUGAUCCAACUUUCAACGCAGAUGAAGCAGCUCAAACGCGAGAUGAAACGUAGGAAGAAACGAUCUCAUGCAAGGCUAUCAUCUUUCAACAAACUUUUUUCUCGUCGCAAGCAGUCCAACACACCACCCCACACUCCAGAACCAAGUCAUAAUCAGGAUCAAGCCCCAAUGGAGACAGAUGACUUGCCUCAAAAGACAUCCCCUAUCAUCAGUCAAUACGAAGCUCAGCUACAUCGUGAUUCUGCAGAUGAUCCUCAAGAUAGUUCCCUGUCACCGACCACUGCAUCCACACAGAGAGUGUCCACGUUUCACCUAACCGCAACAACACAAGUGCCCACACAUCCCCCGACCACAAAGUUCACAGUAGUCAACUCUCCCCCGUUUACUCCACUCCUCCACUUAGUUAUCUGUCUCUUGCUAGCCCCCCUGCGAGCGACCAUUGCAUCCACAUACAGAGUGUCCACGUUUCACCUAACCACAACAACGCAUGUGUCCACACAUCUCCUGACCACAACGAUGACAGAAGGCAAGUCUCCCGUGUUUUUAAUCAAACUCCUCCACCUAGUCAGAUGAUCACCCACCCCAACGAUGCUACAGAUGACUACGACGAGCCACCUCGUACGCCAGUCAGCGUGCAAUCUCCUUGGGAUGAGCUCAGCUCAGUAGUCUACGAUAAGAGUGAUCACCCCAACAGCCCAGAGAUUAAUCACAUCCUCUAUCAUGGUGUGAGGAUUUACGAUCCCAUCAAUCCAGACCCACCAAUCUUCGAUUCAUCUAUUCCUCGGAGUCUCCUACUACUGUCACCGCAGCCUAAGACAAUGCUUACAUCACUCACUAAGAGCAACGACAGUCUGUCAGGCUUCGCUGUUCAUGCGACUACCGUAAAUGCUUUCACAGCUACAGCUUCCUCCAACUCUCCACCCUCUCUUCCUUUUAAGGUAAUCUACACCUUGCUUUGCUACUCUCUCUCAAAUAAUUGAAGCAAAUAUGAUCUCUAUUUUCAGGAGGCAAACACCCAUGGAGUUUUCGACCUAACGGCGACAAAAGACGUGGAGAGCAAUGUUCCAUCUUUGGAGGAGAACCACCUUGCUAAUAAAUUGUCCAAAUUUCCAUUAAUCCAUGCGCUUACACUCAUCUCGCCACUUCCAGGUCUCGAGUGGGAUCUAUUCUACAACACAGUCUCUACUAAGAUGGACGUGUAAGUUUCCAAGCUAUUUGCCAAACUACACUUUUCCAAUCUAUUUGCUUCCUUACACCUUUAUGUUGCAGCUACCACACCACACCGUCUUCUUUUAACUUCUCCAACAAAUUUCUUCUCGAUCUCGCUAAACCUAAGCAAUGGACUUCCACCCGCGUAAGAGUUCUCUAUUUUCUAAACUAUACGCACCGUACCUACGACCACUAACUUUACUAAUACACAUUCUUUUUUAUUUCACUCAGCACAUGGAAGUUUUAAUCCACAUGCUCGCUGCCAGACACUCAACACAUCUUCUCACUGAAAAUUCCGCAUUCACCACACCCCUCUUACCUGCUUAUAUGUUCGACAGUUGGCCCGAUUUUGCCCCUUGCAGAAAGAGAUCAACCUUCCUGUGGGAUGAGCGUAUUUUCGACAUUGUUCUCCACCAAGGGAAGAAAUGGAUGGAGGACAUACACACCAUCUACACUCCGAUGCUCUGGAACUGUAAACAUUGGGUCGGCCUAGCCAUAAACCUUGACAUGGGGUAUAUUGAGAUCCUAGAUCCUCUGCCCGCUUUGUAUGCAGAUAGUCGUGUCGAGCGCUUCAUGCUACCAUUGGUUACCAUACUCCCUUAUCUAGUAAGGAAAGUGGCCAUGUGUGAGCUUACUCAGUUCCGUGGAGUUAAAAGGUUUGUCUGGAAACACAUACUUGACCUCUACAACACCUCCAGAUCUGGUGACUGUGGCCCCGUCAGCAUGAAGUUUCUGAAGAUGCACGCUCUUGGAGACCCAGCACCUCAUAUGUCAGGCAUCACCGACCAAACCGUUGACGACUUCCGCAAACAUUAUGCCUUGGACAUCUACAAAACCAUUGUCAUGCCUGCUUAUUCUGCCUAAGUUGUUUAUGCUGAAUCACUAAGCCCACCUUUUGUGUAACAAUGGGGCAUCUUGGCUUGUUUUUUUAUUCUGUCUUUUGAACCCGACUAUGCUUCUAUCUUUUCCUACUCUCAGCUAUGCUAGGAUUUCAAACUCUUCUAUACUCUAAGUCUGCUUUGUUUGAUUAAUGAGUUUCUGGU